CCGCCCCCCCGUCGCCCGGGUAGGCCCCCCCGGUAGCGUCGCUCCGCCGGCCCCUCCCGCCAGGGCGCCGCGGGCCCGUUCCCGAUCGCACGUGGCGCGGCGGCUGCCCGCCCCCCGGCCCACGUGUGCCGCCGCGCCGUGCCGGCUCCCCGCUGCAGUCCCGGUGCGGCGGGCGGGCGCUGCGGUGCCGGCGCAGCGGCAUGGCGGCGGCGGGCCCGGGGCGCGGCGGCAGCGGCGGCGGCGGCUGGGGCCGGAGCCGGGGCGCCGUGCUGCUGCUCUUCUUCUCGCUGUCGCCGCGGCCGCCGGCCGGAGCCGCCUGGCUGCUGGGGCUGCGGCCCGAGGACACGGCGCCGGGCCGGGUGUCCCUGGAGGGCGGCGCGGUGCAGGCGGCGGAGGGGAGCCGCUUCCUCCUGCGCCUCUACUUCCAGCCGCCGCCCGAGGGCAACGGCAGCCGCGGGCCGGCGGGGGAGCGGGAGCCGCGGCUGGUCUUCAUCGAGGAGGCGGCUCCGGCGGCGACGGGGGGCAAGGCGGCGCGGGGCCCGGCGGAGCGGUGCCGGGAGCGCAGCGCCUGGGCCUCGGACGUGGAGGUGGUGGGGCCGCUGCGCUCGGGCGGGGCGGCGGGCUCGGCGCUGGCCGAGGUGCGGGUGCGGGAGCCGCGCAAGGGCGAGGCGGCGGCGGCGCCGGGCGGGCGGCUCUUCUCGCUGUGCGCCUGGGACGGGCGGGCCUGGGCGCACCACGGGGCGGCGGGCGGCUUCCUGCUGCGGGUCCGGCCGGCUUCCCCGGCGCUGGGCGCCUGGCUGCUGCCGCUGCCCGAGGCGGGCUGGCUGCGGGCGCUGGGUGCCCUGCUGCUGCUGGGGCUGUCGGCGCUGUUCAGCGGGCUGCGCCUCUCGCUGCUCUCGCUGGACCCGCUGGAGCUCCGCGUCCUGCGCAACAGCGGCUCGGCCGCCGAGCGGGAGCAGGCGCGGCGGGUGCAGGCGGUGCGCGGCGGCGGCGGCACCUACCUGCUGUGCACGCUGCUACUGGGGCAGGCGGGGGCCAACGCGGCGCUGGCCGGCUGGCUCUGCGCCUCGCUGCCCGGCGGCGGGACGGCGGCGGCCGGUGGGCCGCGGGGAGCACCCUGGCUGCCGGUGCUGCUGUGCGCCGCCGCCGUCUUCCUGGGCGGUGAGGUGCUGCCCUACUCUGUCUGCUCGCGGCACGGGCUGGCCAUCGCCUCCCGCACCUUGUGCCUCACCCGGCUGCUGAUGCUGGCCGCCUUCCCCCUCUGCUACCCGCUCAGCCGGCUGCUGGACUGGGCGCUGAGGCAGGAGCUCAGCGUCUUCUCCACGCGGGAGCGGCUGCUAGAGACGCUGCGUGCCGCCGGCCCCCACGGCGACCUGGUACGGGAGGAGUUGGCCAUGGUGCAGGGCGCGCUGGAGCUGCGCACCAAGGUGGUGGAGGACGUGCUGACACCGCUGGCCGACUGCUUCAUGCUCCGUGCUGAUGCCGUCCUGGACUUCGCCACCGUCUCUGAGAUCCUCCGCUCCGGCUACACCCGCAUCCCCAUCUACGAGGGUGACCGGCGUGACAACAUUGUCGACCUGCUCUUUGUCAAGGACCUGGCCUUUGUCGACCCUGAUGACUGCACCCCCCUGCAGACUGUCACCCGCUUCUACCGCCGCCCGCUCCACUGUGUCUUCAACGACACACGCCUUGACACGCUGCUUGAGGAGUUCAAGAAGGGAAAGUCCCACCUGGCCAUCGUGCAGCGAGUGAACAACGAAGGGGAAGGAGACCCAUUCUACGAGGUGAUGGGCAUUGUCACCCUGGAGGAUGUCAUUGAGGAGAUCAUCAAGUCCGAGAUCCUGGAUGAGACGGAUCUGUACACGGACAAUCGGAAGAAGGAACGGGUGCCCCACCGGGGACGCAAGCCCCAGGACUUCUCCAUCUUCAGGCUCUCGGACAGUGAGAUGAAGGUGAAGAUCUCCCCGCAGCUCCUCCUGGCUACCCAUCGGUUCAUGGCAACAGAAGUCGAGCCUUUCAAGUCCCCCUACCUCUCCGAGAAGAUCCUGCUGCGGCUCCUGAAACAUCCCAAUGUCAUCCAAGAGCUCAAGUACGACCGAAAGAACAAGAAGGCAGCGGAGCAUUACCUCUACCAGCGCAACCGCCCCGUUGACUACUUUGUCCUCAUCCUGCAGGGGAAAGUGGAGGUGGAGGUUGGCAAGGAAGGGCUGCGGUUUGAGAAUGGGGCAUUCACCUACUACGGCGUCCCUGCCAUCAUGGCUGUCAUCUCCUCAGAUAACGAUGUGCGAAAAGUGGGCAGCCUGGCUGGAUCCUCCUUCCUAUUGCCUGUCUCAGUGUCCCGUACCUUCGCCUUCAGCAGAGGGGACUCCCUGGCUGGCUCUCCAGUGAACAGGUCACCGUCGCGGUGCAGCGGGCUCAACCGCUCUGAGUCGCCCAACCGGGAGCACAACGACUACGGGGGCAGCACCACGCAGCUCCACAGCAGCAGCAACAACAUCUACACACCCGACUACUCUGUGCACAUCCUCUGCGACGUGCAGUUUGUCAAGGUGACCCGGCAGCAGUACCACAACGCGCUGGUGGCCAGCCGCAUGGACAGCUCGCCCCAGUCCCCCGACAUGGACGCCUUCGACAGGGAUUCAACCAAGGCCUCGACUGCACAAGGAACCCCACAGACGCCCAAAGAGGACCCCACCACCCUCCUGAACGAGAGGAACAGCGUCAUGUGCAGCCGCUCCGAGGGGCUGCGCAGUCCCAGCGAGUCGGUGUUCCUGCGCAUGGAGGGCAUCCCCUUCAUCCAGGAGGAGCUGGCUGACAAUGAGGAGAACAGCAAGCGGCAGAACAGUGAGUGCUGCGGCACCGUCCUGGAGGCAGAGUCCCCUGGCAAAGAGGCUGGGACCAGCUCAUCGCCGAGUAGCUCCGAGGAGACGCUGGGCAGGCGGCUGCUGAGAUCCCUCAGUGGGCGCAAGCAGCAGCCGUCACCAGAGGGUGAGAAGACACCAGAGGAAUGCUCCAAUCUCGCCCCAUUAAUCACCUGAGCAGCAGCGUGGCUGGAGCACAAUGCUGGAGGCCUGCGCAGACUGGAGGUCUGCAGCAUGGGGGUCUCCCGCCCUGAGGCUCGUGUUCAACAGCAGCAGGUCUGCACUUGCUCGCUGCCUGCCCGCCCGCCCGCCUGCCCGCUCGUGCCGCCCCUCCCUGCAGGACUUGUGCAGAGCCCCAUCCCCAGGCGAGAAAGGAUGCGCCCCCGGCGGGGCUGACCUACCCAGGCGGCCUGGACCAGCUAAGCUGGAGUCCGAGGGCCCUUGCCCAGCUGCUCUCUGGUAGCAUCUGGUCUCAAGAAGAGGUGGAGAAAGGAAAGGUGGAGAAGUGUCUGUCACGACGUUCCUGCAGGCAAAGCAGGGAGGGGCGGCCCAACCCAGAACUGCCCUUAGCAUCAUUUACCAUCCCCAUCCCAGCGAGGCCCAGAGCCCCUCAGUGCUGGGUGCUGCACAGACGUGGUCUCCGCCAUAAGGAGAACAUGCUAUUUGGGGGGUGCCACACACAGCUCAGGGCCCCAACACACGUUUGUGCCAUGCCUAGUGACAUGCACACUCACAGUGCUUUGUGCACGCUGACCAUCGACACAGCCUGGCACUUCCAAACCCCUGCUAGGCAUAGGGCAGGGAGCCCAGCUCACCACCGACUACAGCCCCCCCUCCUUGGGGAGGGCCGCUCCACGCUGCAUUAAACCAUCCUCCUCCCUGCGCACGGCUGCCUGUGCGAGGGAGGCUCGCACCAAGCCUUCAGGUUGGUACAGACCAGUCAGUAGUUUAUGUAGAGGCUGAAUGCAACAGGGAUACUAACAUUAAAAGCAAUUUCUCCCUGAGCGACGCCCUGUCUUGUGUCAGUGGGUGUAGGGAAAGAUGUGCUACCUUGUCCCACCAGGCUGGCCUGCCCUCGUACCUGCGGCCAGAGGCGGCUGGAGUAACAGGACUCAGCAUCGCUGAAGAGAGCGGGUAGAGGACCAGGUCAGAAAGCGCUUCCCAGUUUCUGCCUGUGAACCUGGGCCCUCUGUAACUCUUGCUGCCAGAAAAACACUCAGCAGUGCCAAGAGUUACACCAGAGCAGUGCAGAUGAGGACUGGGGAAGAACCGCAGUUAAUGUCAUGCCAUUGCAAACACAAUAGUGGGAUACACAUGCUGGAGUACAGCCUGACAGAUAACAACAGAAAUCUCCAAUAGUCCACCAAUGCUGAUAAAACUUCAGCUGGAAUAACUGCAUCCCU
Messenger RNA from Grus americana (Whooping crane), 4264 nucleotides. RefSeq names its product cyclin and CBS domain divalent metal cation transport mediator 1 (gene CNNM1). The record is from RefSeq and is a predicted model, not a curated record. Lineage: Eukaryota; Metazoa; Chordata; Aves; Gruiformes; Gruidae. Gene Ontology annotation, biological process: transport; magnesium ion homeostasis. Gene Ontology annotation, cellular component: plasma membrane. Gene Ontology annotation, molecular function: transmembrane transporter activity. The coding region runs from base 201 to 3038 and encodes 945 amino acids. The transcript is spliced from 13 exons.